GUCGAUACUGAGUUUAAAAAACAAUUUAAAUUCUGUGGCUUUAGUUUUCUUUUCUUUGAGCAUUUCUUUUUCUAAUGAAGUUGAAGGAAUUAGAAAGCAUUCUUCAAGAUUGUGAAGUAUUUGACGAGCCUAAAAUUCAAUAUGAGCAGUAUCCAACCACACCUCACUUGGCAGCACGUAUGCUUUAUACGGCAGAUACUGUCUACAGUGAUAUAGAGGAUAAAGCGGUAGGCGAUUUUGGAAGUGGUUGCGGUAUACUGAGUAUCGCUGCCAAUAUAUUGGGCGCAGGAUAUAGCGUUGGGUUUGACAUUGAUUCCGAUGCAAUCAGGAUAGCUCGGGAAAACUGUGAACAGUUUGACGUUGCAGUUGAUUUUGUCAAUACAGAUUUGAUACAAGCAAAUUUAGAAAGAUUUCAAGGCAAAUUAGAUACUAUCAUCAUGAAUCCUCCUUUUGGCACAAAAAAUAAUAAAGGCAUAGACAUGCUCAUGUUGAAAAAAGCAAUUGAUACGGCUACCACAUCAGUUUAUUCCUUACACAAGACAUCUACAAGAGAACAUAUAAUGAAAAAGGCUCAAGAGUGGGGUGUGAGUUUUGAAGUAGUAGCAGAAAUGAAGUUUGAUGUACCAAUGAUGUAUAAAUUUCACAAAAAGAAGAAUGUGGAAAUUGCAGUGGAUUUUCUUCGUUUUGAAAAGAUAUAAAUUUAAUUUUUAAAUACCCUCAAUUAAACUGCAGACUAUUACAUGUCAUAUUAUUAGCAAAAGUGGAUGUGUUUCAUUUAAGUAUGUGUUUUACCAGCUUUAACAGAUUUCUCCCUAUUGACAUCGAAUAUGUUUGUGAAAAGAAAACUCUUCAAUUGAUAGCAUUGUAGAUCAGGUACAACGUCAAAGUGUUUCUGUAUUCUCUGGAUAAAAGAUCAAAUCGUGUAGGAGGAGAGUUUGGUGCAUAUUUCUGUUUUUUUCAUUGGACUUGAGUACACCCAAUCUAAUGCUAAUAGUAAUUGUCAACAUUUAGAUACAUAAAGAAAAGAAAAUAUAAGUCUUUUAAGAGAAAUUAAAGGUGCAAGCGUGUGAACUUGUCAUUAUGGAAACUGAACUGAUUAAAGAAAUAUUCACAUAAAUAUGAG
Messenger RNA from Rhizopus microsporus ATCC 52813, 1123 nucleotides. Its product is annotated as methyltransferase-like protein 5-like protein. Gene Ontology annotation, biological process: rRNA methylation. The transcript is spliced from 4 exons. Gene Ontology annotation, molecular function: nucleic acid binding; rRNA (adenine-N6-)-methyltransferase activity. The coding region runs from base 75 to 698 and encodes 207 amino acids. The record is from RefSeq and is a predicted model, not a curated record. Lineage: Eukaryota; Fungi; Mucoromycota; Mucoromycetes; Mucorales; Rhizopodaceae.